Molecule: messenger RNA, 1224 nt
Organism: Phytophthora sojae
Lineage: Eukaryota; Oomycota; Peronosporomycetes; Peronosporales; Peronosporaceae
Exons: 1
Coding region: 1-1224 (407 amino acids)
Source: RefSeq, a predicted model, not a curated record
AUGGGCAAGUUCAGACUACCCGAGACCUUGCCGGAGAUCCAGCUCUCGCCCGAGCGCCAGGCGGCAUUGAUCGCCGAGGUGGACGCGGUGGUGCACCACACGUUGGAGCUUCGUGGGGCUUUCGCGGCCGGCGGUCGCCAACUCGACAAGGAGGCGUGGAAGCUGGUCAAGACCAAGGACGACGUCCGCGCGUAUCGUUCGCGCCGAGCUCUGCACGGCGGCGGGUCGCACCACGAGCGGUCGGAUGUGCUGUCGUCUUCGUCGUCCUCGGACUCCGCCUCGCACAGGUCCACCAUGGACAAAAUCACGAGCAUCGCGUCGUCCACUUCGUCGGGUGACAGCGACCACUACAGGCUCAAGAAGACGACGCGUCCGCCGGCAGUGGUGCUGUCGGGCGUCAUCGACGGCACGGCGGAAGACGCCGCGUUGGGCAUGUUGGCCGACACGGAGGCGCACGCGCUCAUGCGCAACUCGUACCUGGGCACGGAGCUCGAGGACUCGCGACUGCUUGCGGUCCUGGUACGUCCGACUGCCGAGAACCCGCUCAACUUCAUUGGUUUGAAGUGGGGCUUGCAAUCGUACGGCCGGUUCAGCCAGGCGCGCGACUUCCUCUUCUUGGAGGCAUCGGGGUUGAUGAAUGAUGCGAAGGGCAAACUGGUCGCCUACGGUGUUCGCCAGUCUGUGGAUAUAUCGGACGUGUUCAAGUUGCCGCGUGCUGGAGAUGUAAUCCGCGGACACAUGUCGGGCUGCCAGACGUUCGCCAACACGGGGCUCCCUCCUUCCGACGCGCGCCACCGAUCCGUCGAAAUGUUUUCGCGUGCGUUCCUCGAGCUGGACGGCGACGUGCCCGUGAACGUCGCGGCCACCGCCUACGCCGAGAACCUCAUGGCGCUCGUCAACUCCAUCGAGUGCGCCAACUCGUACAAGCUCACGUGGCUCAUGAAGAAGUCGGCUCGAGCUGCGCAUGGGCGUCUGGGCUCGCCCACCCACUGUGCCAACUGCACCCGCAGCUUGAACAAGCUCAGCAACCUGCUGAUGCAGCGCGGAGGCACCUGCCAAGUGUGUCGCCGUGUGCUGUGCGGCAAGUGCUCCGUCAGCAAGAAGAUUUCCGUGGGGAUCGGCGCCGAGGUCAUGCAGAAGUCCAUGCUCUUCUGCCUAGAGUGUCUGCUCGAAGCCAAACAGGUACCUGCACGCAACGUGGCGGUGGACAUGCUCAAUUGGUAG